AUGACUUUGGCGGGGAAGAUGCUUACCCUCCAGGUGUCGGCUGCGGUGCGGCUGCAGGCUGCUACGCGCGGCCUCCUAGCACGUCGGCGGGUGCGGGAGAUGCGCGAUCUGCAGCUGAUUCAGCCCUGCACUCCUCGCAGCUCCUCCAAGUUGCGCUUCGCUGUGCGGAGGACCUCGAUCUCGUCUGCUGCAUCGGGGAUCUCGGGCAUGCGGUUACCCCCACGGGCGGCGGGCAUGCUAUUUUCCCUGCGGGCGGCGGUUGGGGAGGCGCAUCCCUCCACCUCGUUCUCCAUCGAAAGCCCUCCGCUCUUCUCUGUGCGGUGCAGACCAGCAGCCGUCUAG
Molecule: messenger RNA, 342 nt
Organism: Miscanthus lutarioriparius
Lineage: Eukaryota; Viridiplantae; Streptophyta; Magnoliopsida; Poales; Poaceae
Source: the annotation of a GenBank genome assembly